AUGAAUAAAAGCGAUCUUAAGAGGAAGAGAGUCGAUGUUUCCUGCCCUGCCCCGGAAGAUGCCUCGAGAUUUUACAAAAGGUUGGGACUGGACAUUUUGGCCCCGUCCUCUACUUCCGGGCAGACUCAGGAGGCUGGGCCGCCUAAGAAGCGUCCUGUUCAGCAGGCGAGCCACACAGCUCCCCUGACCACCACGCCCACUCAAAGAUCCGAUAAAGUGGGACAACAGUGGCAUCAGUCUCAGCAGAGAGAAAGGCAGGCACCUCAUCAUUUCAUACAAAACUAUCCUUAUGAAAACAGAUACAAUGAAAGAGCUGCACAUGUGAAUACUGCUGCCACCUACCGACCGCAAUAUGCGCCGGUCCAUCGUUCUCAUGAGCAACAAACUCAUUAUAGGACAGGCGUGGUACCUAGCAGCAACACAUAUCAGCCGCAACAUGCGCAACCUACUCGCCCACAUGGGUACCAAACUCAGACAAGACCUAACUAUGUGAAUGGGAACAGCAUUCCCCAGCAACAAAGAGUGCAUCCUACUCAUCUAUAUACAAGGACUGAGUCUACGAGCACAGUUGCUUCUCACAAACCUCAACAUGCACAGCAAUCUCAGCAGAGAGUGCAUCCUACUCAUCCAAAUACUAUGAGCACAGCUGCUUCUCACAAACCUCAACAUGCACAGCUGCCUCAGCAGAGAGUAGUGCGUAAAGAGGUAAAUUAA
Molecule: messenger RNA, 714 nt
Organism: Saccostrea cuccullata (small rock oyster)
Lineage: Eukaryota; Metazoa; Mollusca; Bivalvia; Ostreida; Ostreidae
Exons: 4
Coding region: 1-714 (237 amino acids)
Source: RefSeq, a predicted model, not a curated record